Messenger RNA from Tympanuchus pallidicinctus (lesser prairie-chicken), 2505 nucleotides. It is a transcript of the gene SEPTIN6, whose product is annotated as septin 6. Gene Ontology annotation, molecular function: molecular adaptor activity; GTP binding; GTPase activity. The record is from RefSeq and is a predicted model, not a curated record. The transcript is spliced from 11 exons. NCBI's taxonomy places the organism in Eukaryota, Metazoa, Chordata, Aves, Galliformes, Phasianidae. Bases 102 to 1382 code for a protein of 426 amino acids. Gene Ontology annotation, biological process: cytoskeleton-dependent cytokinesis; cilium assembly. Gene Ontology annotation, cellular component: microtubule cytoskeleton; septin complex; septin ring.
GCGCGGGGCGACGAGGCGGUUCCACCCCCGUGAGGCGGCGCGGUGGGCGCGUCCGGAGCCGCCCGGCCGGGCGGGGCGGGCCCUGUGGCGGGCGGGCAGCGAUGGCGGCGGCCGAGGUGGCGCGGCAGGGUGAAGGCUGUCGUACUGUCCCCCUUUCUGGACACGUAGGAUUUGACAGUUUGCCUGACCAGCUGGUUAAUAAGUCAGUUAAUCAUGGGUUUUGUUUCAACAUCCUGUGUGUGGGGGAAACUGGCCUUGGUAAGUCCACUCUCAUGGACACGCUUUUCAACACCAAAUUUGAAGGUGACCCAGCAUCUCACUCACAGCCUGGGGUCCAGCUGAAAUCCAGUACCUAUGACCUGCAAGAGAGCAACGUCAACCUCAAACUGACUAUUGUAAGCACAGUGGGCUUUGGGGAUCAAAUCAACAAAGAGGACAGCUACAAGCCCAUUGUUGAGUUCAUCGAUGCUCAGUUUGAAGCCUACUUGCAAGAAGAACUGAAGAUAAAGAGGGUCUUGCAUAAUUACCAUGACACCCGGAUCCACGCUUGCUUGUACUUCAUUGCUCCGACAGGCCACUCACUGAAAUCCUUGGACCUGGUAACAAUGAAGAAGCUUGACAGCAAGGUCAACAUUAUUCCUAUAAUUGCCAAAUCUGAUGCCAUUUCCAAAAGUGAGCUGACCAAGUUUAAAAUCAAGAUCACAAGUGAACUGGUCAGUAACGGGGUUCAGAUCUACCAGUUCCCAACAGAUGAUGAAUCAGUGGCAGAGAUAAAUGGAACAAUGAAUGCCCACUUGCCGUUUGCAGUGAUUGGGAGCACGGAGGAGUUGAAAAUAGGAAACAAAAUGAUGAAAGCUCGUCAGUACCCUUGGGGCACAGUGCAGGUGGAGAAUGAAGCUCACUGUGAUUUUGUGAAGCUGCGGGAGAUGCUGAUCCGUGUGAACAUGGAAGACCUUCGUGAGCAGACCCACACACGGCACUACGAGCUGUACCGGAGGUGUAAACUGGAAGAGAUGGGUUUCAAGGACACUGAUCCAGACAGCAAGCCCUUCAGCUUACAAGAAACUUAUGAGGCCAAAAGAAAUGAGUUUCUGGGGGAACUGCAAAAAAAGGAAGAGGCAAUGAGGCAAAUGUUUGUCCAGAGGGUCAAGGAAAAAGAAGCAGAGCUGAAGGAAGCUGAAAAAGAGCUCCAUGAAAAGUUUGAUCGUCUGAAGAAGUUACAUCAGGAUGAAAAAAAGAAGCUGGAGGAUAAGAAGAAAUCUUUGGAUGAUGAAGUUAAUGCAUUUAAACAGAGGAAGACAGCAGCUGAAUUGCUCCAAUCUCAGGCUCAGCAGGCUGGAGGAUCACAAACUCUUAAGAGAGAUAAGGAAAGAAAAAAUUAACUGCUGUUUGGCUGCAUGGUGCAUGAGGCACGUUGUCCUGUUCGGGUUUCCUGUAGAACCUUUCCCUUCGCACCAGAAGCGAAUGCCCCCACAUUCGGUUAACACGCAGCCAUGCCAUUGUGCCUGUUUGCUCACCUUUUCUCAUUGCUCCCUUCCUGUGCUCACCAGUCUGUUCUAAGCCACAGUCCGCACCCUUGGCUGUUCUGGGUUACAGUUGUUUCUGUGAAGAACUCAGCAACAGCCUCUGUGGAACUGGCCAGAGAUGCUUGUGGCUGAUAACUCCCCCUGUGGUCCAUAGCAGCUGCCAGGCGCUUGUAGCAUCACCACUCCUCAGUUACGCAGCUUUUUGUCUCUCCCCUGCGUUUUGUGCGAGGCUGCAUGGUGGCAGCAGCUGCUCAGCCGCGUGCUUUUCGUGCCACCAGGGGUCGACUGCAAACGCAACGCGGUGGGUGGUGUCCAGAGAAGGGCUGCCCUCUCACCUUUUUAGUUUGCAGUAGCUAACCUGUCACUGCCCUGCUGCGCUGUCGUGUGCAAAUCAAAUCACCUUAAAGGACUUUUUGCCAAACUUUACGUCCUCGCAGGCGUGACGGCCUGAAUCCAAUCCUCAGUUCCCAAGCCUGGGGGAUUUUUCAGACUUGGAUCCAUGGUUUGCAACUAAGUGUUCUCUGAAUGCUGCAGGGGUCACGAAGGAUCUCCUGCCUUGUCUUCUGCUCAGUGUGCUGGGCUGGAUGCACAUCCUGGAUCCAAUCUCAGGGAAAGCUGGUCACCUUGCUGUACACACCAGUGCCUGUGAAGAAAGAUGAUGACGUUUCUUUGCCUUUCUUCUCAGUGAUUCCAAAAAUUUUUCAUCUUAAUGCAAAAAGUAUCACCUUUAAUUUUUAUUUUUUUUUACAUCUGUUUAGAAGAGUGCAGAUGUUGGCAAGUUGCUUCUUAUAUUUUCUAUUCAACAAAAGCCUUGUUCUAAUGCAAGAUUUGCACUAAAAGAGAAGGUGUUUGCUCUUUGGGGCCAGGAGUUCACCCAGUGGCCGAGUGCAGCUGCAGUUUGCCUGCAGGUGUCUUUGCUGUGUAUUUCUGGAUGAGUUGUUUGUUUGUUUUUUAAAUAAAGCCUUCAUCAGACAGUGAA